Messenger RNA from Aphanomyces astaci, 1584 nucleotides. RefSeq lists its product as hypothetical. Gene Ontology annotation, cellular component: membrane. The record is from RefSeq and is a predicted model, not a curated record. Gene Ontology annotation, biological process: nucleoside diphosphate catabolic process. Lineage: Eukaryota; Oomycota; Saprolegniomycetes; Saprolegniales; Verrucalvaceae. Gene Ontology annotation, molecular function: nucleoside diphosphate phosphatase activity. Bases 23 to 1549 code for a protein of 508 amino acids. The transcript is spliced from 8 exons.
GCUGGCAUACCGUUUGAAGGACAUGCUUUCGACGCCGAGGUCCUGGUCGUGUCUUCUUCCGCUAACGUUAGCAUUGGUGGUCUUUCCUCAUGUCCCAGUGGUUACUGGCACUGAACUCCCCACUCCACCGCUGCCGAGCUCGGAAUGCCGCGUCAUUGUCGAAGCAAGUUCUGCCGCCAUGCGAUUCUUCGUCAUGUCGCCGCACGCAGACGACAGCAACGACGUGGCGAUGUCCGACCCCUUGCCGCCUCUGACGCAAGCCUUGCACACCAUGGCCCCGGCGGUUGCAUAUGCUCUUAUGAAGGAUACCUUGCAUGAGCUUUCCCGGCAACACAUCAACGCAAAGGUUCGACCGGGGUGCCCUCUUCACAUCGUCGGCACGUCCGGCAUGCGAGAACUUCCCGAAGCGCGGCAAUCCGACAUCUACGACGCCAUCUACGCAUCGUACCAAGCCGACGAAUCCGUCGACAAACUCCCCCUAGAUCGAUACAACCUCCGCACCCUUCCAGAGGAUGAAGAAAGCUACCUGUUGACCGUGGCCGCCAACUUUUUGGACAAGCGUAUCGGGAAGGACAUGGAGCCGUCAGCCCUACAGCUCUACGGCAUCGUGGAUCUCGAUCCAUCCAGCGUCCGCUUGGUCAUGGACGUCGAGCAGCGGUGGCGCCACAACGUCCGCAAGAAGGCAUAUCGCCCAACCCCGUUGACACAGUCCGAGUUUCUCGUCCACACGUUUGCCAACACUGGCACAACAGCCAUUCGUCACCAAGUUGAUGAAACGUUAAGUGCCCUCAAUCGCACAGACAACCCGUGCAUGUUUGUCGACGGCUUCACAACUGCGGACGACAGCGCACCGAAGCCCGACGGCGGCGACGGACGUGAAUGCAUGGCCCUGAUUCAGUCCAUCGUGGACACCGCCAACUCAAAUUGCACCAAUAACAUGCAUUGCGUGUUGCUGUCUCAUGCGCAACCACGACCAUCGGGACCGUUUUAUGCACUGAACGAACUGUACCAAGCAGCGUCGUUUGCACACAGCACGUUGAGCUCGUCGUCUGUUCGAUUUGACUUUCCCACGCCAUCGCGUUACGAAAUGGAGCAGGCUGCAACCGCGCUGUGCGCCCUUCCGUAUAAAGUCGUGACCAAAUCGAACGAGAACUCUGCCCAACCACCAGCAACUGUCUCCGCCACGACUUCUCCUUCUGAACAACUACGUUGGAAAUGCUUGGAUCUGUGCUACAGCGCGGUCCUCCUCAAGCAAUUGGGCUUGACCGACGACGAGCGCCGGGUUCUCUUUGUCGAGUCCGUCCACGGUCGACCCGUGCAUUGGGUAUUGGGGGCUCAUCUAAAGAUGGAGGCGGAACGACGGGCAGUAUACGACGCAGCACUAGGCGAGUACUUGUCUAGCCAGGUCGAGCUGGGACUGCCCGUGGGGUACCACUUGGCUUUGCUGGUGCUGGCGUUUGCAGUGCUGGCGCUAUAUCAGAUGGUGCAUCGAGCUAGUGGUCGGGGCGGCACCCACGCCAUGGAGUUUGUGCACGACGCUACCCAGUGAAACAUUUCCUAUAAAUAAAGCAUACAAGGACAGAC